Sorex araneus (European shrew) is the source of this 2277-nucleotide messenger RNA. It is a transcript of the gene SINHCAF, whose product is annotated as SIN3-HDAC complex associated factor. The transcript is spliced from 6 exons. The coding region runs from base 171 to 833 and encodes 220 amino acids. Lineage: Eukaryota; Metazoa; Chordata; Mammalia; Eulipotyphla; Soricidae. The record is from RefSeq and is a predicted model, not a curated record. Gene Ontology annotation, biological process: negative regulation of cell migration.
AUGAGCCCGAUUGAGGAGCCGCGGGCGGCGGGCGGCGCGCGUGCGCAGAGGCGCCGAGGCUACACCUUCCCGGCCGCGGUGGCAACUGCACCCCGAGGUGCGGCGCGGGGGCCUGGCGAGCGUGCACGCCGCGGGGGGCGCGUCGGCGCGACUGUCGCCCGCGAGGAAAGAUGUUCGGUUUCCACAAGCCAAAGAUGUACCGGAGUCUCGAGGGCUGCUGUAUCUGCAGGGCCAAGUCGUCCAGCUCGCGGUUCACGGACAGCAAGCGCUACGAGAAGGACUUCCAGAGCUGCUUCGGGUUGCACGAGACCCGCUCGGGCGACAUCUGCAACGCCUGUGUGCUGCUGGUGAAGCGAUGGAAGAAGCUGCCCGCGGGCUCCAAGAAGAACUGGAACCACGUGGUGGACGCGAGGGCGGGCCCCAGCCUGAAGACGACCUUGAAGCCAAAGAAGGUGAAGGCGCUGGCGGGGAGCAGGAUGAAGAGCAGCCAGAUGAGCAAGCUGCAGCAGCUCAAGCGCCACAACUCCGACGCCCACAGCACCACCUCCAGUGCCUCCCCCGCCCAGUCCCCGUGCUACAGCAACCAGUCGGACGAAGGCUCCGACACGGAGCUGCCCUCCGGCUCCAGCAGGACGCCCGAGUUCUCCUUCCUGGAUCUCACCUACUGGAAACGGCAGAAGGUCUGCUGCGGCAUCAUCUAUAAAGGCCGGUUCGGGGAGGUCCUCAUCGACACCCACCUCUUCAAGCCGUGCUGUGGCAACAAGAAGGCGGCGGCCGAGAAGCCGGAGGCGCCCGGGCCGGAGCCGCUGCCCGCACCCCCGCAGGAGUGGUGACGAGUGUCCGGGGAGAGCACAGCAACGAGACCACCCUCGCCUCCAGCUCCACGCCCGCUAUUCUGCCAAAAGACAGUUCUAGAAUAGUCCGGCGGGGGGCUGCCGCCCAGCUCCGCAGCCCCGAGCCAGCGUCCGGCGCCCCGAGAAGAGGCGGACGCCUUCAGACGCCGCGUGUCCGGGAAGCCGGGUGCUGCUGGAAAGUGCUCCUUAAGUCUGGGUUCUAUAGCCCCUCGGCACGGAGGGGACUCGGGGACGCUCAGGGCCAGAGCUGGGUUGUUGUAUGAUAAGCGUAUGUAGUUUUAGUCUUUCUCUUUGGAAAUGGUGUCGGGGCGUCUGUAAGGUGGCUGGCUACACUUGGUUCCCUCCAUCCCCCAGUGACCGUUGGACCGGGCCCAGCUCCUGGAGGGGUCUGUGGGGUCUUUUCUCAGUCUGCAGGGCGUGGGGAGUCCCUGCCGCCUCCUCAGGUGGACGUGAGCUAAGUUCUAGUGUCUAUGAAAUUUCUGAAGCGGACGCGAAGCUGCUCUGGGGAGACGGCCCGUGCGGGGGCCGCGCCCCCCGGGACUGGUACCAAAGCGACGCCGCGCCUCCGGCGGGGCCGUCUCCGUGUUCCGUGUCUUGACUUGCUUUAGCCUCUUGGCGCGGGGGUGUUCACUGUAUUAAGAGGACAGUUCUACUAAACGGAAGGAGGCGCGUGCUGCGCGAGGGGGCUGCCUUUGGUUUGGCUUCUCGGAGGACGGCGGCUGGACACGAGCACGUCCAGUGGCCAGUUGGUCCUCAGCACGGAGCUCAGUUCCAGAAUCUUCCCUGAGAAUCUUCUGGCUUGGACCCAAACCAAAGUGCUCUCAUUGCCUCUUUUCUAAAACUUCAGGAAAAAUAUAUCGCCAGGUAAGACUUUCUAAGAUGGGAUCAUUUGCCUACCUUAUAAAAACAUGACUUAGUGCUUAUUUUUUAAACUGGAUUUAAAAAAUUGGAUAGUAUAAAUAACAGUAAGGAGUGAGCCACUUUUUAUGGGCACCCUAUAGUUUUAUAGUUCUUAAGCUAAAGUUAAAAUUCUAUAUUUUUUCCUUUCGGAGAGAAAUCCCGGCCCCGACGGCGGGCGGGCUCCUCCCUGCAGCCUCCGGCCACGAGCCCAGCCGCGAUCUCGUCCUCCUGAGUUACUUGGAAAAGGUUUUGUUGGGGAUUUUUUUUUUUUUGUACAUUUUGGCUGCAGUAUUGGUGGUAGAAUAUACUAUGAUACGGAUCAUCUCGACUUCUGUAUUUAUUUAUUUAUUACUAGACCUCAACCACAGCCUCCCCCACCUGCCCGUAGGACGUACUGUAUGUAGUCAUGCACUUUGUAUUAAUAUAGUAGAAAUCUACACCUGUUUUGUACUUUUUAUACUGUUGGAUACUUAUAAUCAAAACUUUUACUAGGGUAUUGAAUAAAUUUAGUCUUAUUAGAAAA